This is a messenger RNA of Malania oleifera, 1924 nucleotides long. Its product is annotated as cytochrome P450 CYP72A616-like. The coding region runs from base 218 to 1750 and encodes 510 amino acids. Gene Ontology annotation, molecular function: iron ion binding; monooxygenase activity; oxidoreductase activity, acting on paired donors, with incorporation or reduction of molecular oxygen. The record is from RefSeq and is a predicted model, not a curated record. Lineage: Eukaryota; Viridiplantae; Streptophyta; Magnoliopsida; Santalales; Ximeniaceae. The transcript has 5 exons.
UGGUGGAGGGCGGCUGGUCUCCAUCUACUGUUAGUCUCCAUUCAACGUAGAAAACGAAAGGCAGCGGACGACUUUUAGCAUGACUUUACCCGCAAGAAAGAAAGACAAAUAUUUUAACAGAACAAAUGACAAGGGAAGAGCAGCAAUGAAUUCCUAAGCACCCUGCCUCUAGCAAGCCUGACAAAACUGGUUCCAUCGAGCUUAAGAAGAAGAGAAAAUGGAUGGUCUCAUGCUCAGGAGUCUGCUCUUGUCCACUGCAAUACUGCUUCUGUACUCUGUUCUGAGAGCUGUUUACACCAUUUGGUGGGGACCCAAAAACCUGGAGAAGCGUUUAAGACAGCAGGGGAUAAGAUGUACCUCUUACAAGCUUUUUUAUGGUGACAAGAAAGACUUCCUGAGAUUAAACAGGGAAGCGUUGUCCAAACCCAUUAGCCUAAAUCACAAGAUUGCAUCACGGGUGCUUCCAUUCACUCAUCAUAUGGUUCAAACAUAUGGAAAAUUUUGUGUAGAAUGGUUUGGAACGAGAGCUAGGCUGAUAAUUGCGGACCCAGAGCUCAUCAGGCUAGCAUUAACAGAGAAGGACGGCCACAUCCAAAAGCAAAAACAGAACCCUCUUCUUAAGAUAAUCGAUCUGGGCCUCUUUGCCUUGGACGGGGAGAAAUGGGCAAAGCGCAGAACAUUGAUGACUCCUGCCUUUCACCAUGGCAAGUUAAAGGGGAUGGGGCCAUCCUUUUCAACCAGCUGCUGCAACAUGAUUGACCGGUGGAACGAACUGGUUAGUCCUGAAGGAUCAUGCGAACUGGAUGUUGCGCUAGAAUUGCAAAAUCUUACCGGUGAUGUCAUUGCUCGAACAGCCUUUGGAAGUAGCUAUGAAGCCGGAAAGAAGAUAUUUGAAUUCCAGAAAGAGCAGGCAACGCUGGCGAUGGAAGCUUUCGCAGCCUUCUAUUUUCCUGGUCUCAGAUUCAUACCCACAAAGAAAAACAGAAGGAGAUAUUAUCUAGACAAUGAGAUCAAAACGACAAUAAGGGGCAUUAUUCGAGAAAAAGAGCAGGCAAAGAAAAACACAGAAUCAAGCAGCACUGAUUUAUUGGGUUUGCUGUUACAAUGCAAAGAACAGAAGGAUAAUGAGAUGACAAUUGAGGAUGUGAUUGAAGAAUGCAGGUUAUUCUACUUGGCUGGCCAAGAGACUGUUGCUAACCUGCUAACAUGGACGAUCAUCGCCUUAUCAAUGCAUCCGAAUUGGCAAGAGAAGGCAAGAGAAGAGGUUCUGCAGAUUUGGGGGCAGAAAAAUCCUGAUGUUGGAGGCAUAAACCAUCUCAAGAUUGUCCCCAUGGUAGUACAUGAAGUCUUAAGGCUAUAUCCACCGGUGGCAUUUUUGUUACGACAGACUCAUCAAAGAACAAAUAUAGGGGGAUUGUCCAUCCCAGAAGGGAUCGACCUUUUCUUACCUGUGCUGCUUCUUCAUCAUGACCCAGACUACUGGGGUGACGAUGUUGAAGAAUUCAAACCAGAGAGAUUUGCUGAAGGGGUUUCCAAGGCAUCCAAGGAUCAAAAGGCAUUCUACCCAUUUGGAUGGGGACCCAGAGUCUGUAUUGGCCAAAACUUUGCAAUGAUGGAAGCAAAGAUAGCAUUGGCCAUGAUUUUGCAGCAUUUUUGGUUUGAGCUCUCACCCACUUACACUCAUGCUCCUUUUACUGUCAUUACUCUUCAACCACAACAUGGAGCUCCAAUAAUACUACACCAAAUCUGAGGUGUUUACGUGACAGGAACGUCAUCUAUAUCCAAGGUGUUGUCAAUUAGCAGGAAAAUAUUGUUCUUCGAUUUUCUUGGAAACUAUAUGGUUCUGUAUUUCAGGGGGAAAAACGGUGAUUUUUCCUUUUUGUUCAACGGUUGCAAGAUAUCUCAAGAGUGUUUCAUUGCUAAA